ACACUCUGUAUCCUACUGAAUCUGAAGUUAAAGUCCAGUUGAGUAGCUGAACCUCUACAUUUUCGUCUCACCUGGACUUUGGCCUCAUUCACCGUUGAAGUGAUUUAAAGUAAGGCAGAUAGGAGUUUACAUGUGGGUUUAUCUCAUUUGACACAGAUAAGUGAAGGGUUGGUGUCAGUCACUGUGAUGUGAACCUGAGGCUGAAGUCCAGCUUUAACUGGGCAGGAGAGGCUUCAGUCAGUGAACUCUGAAUCUGAAGUCAGCAGUUGUGUUUGCAUUCUGGUGCUUUUCAAUCAGUCAGAGCAGGCAAAUUCAGUGUGGGGGGUGAAGACCCGAGGACAGAGAACAACAUAUUCCUGCGCUGUGUCAUCACACAGGUGGCUCUUCUCGUUUUGGUUUGACUGCAGAGAAACAGGAAGGAUGCAGUGUUCAGGAUACUGGCUGUCAGCAGCUGCUUUGCUGCUCCUUACUGUGACUGGAUGUAACACUGAGCAUCUCCAGGCAGAAAACCUCCAUCUUCUUCCCCCAGAUGAGCAAAACUCAGUCCUGAACCAGGGAAUGAGAGCGCUGCCCAGAGACUGCUAUGAAAUGCUGAUGGCUUCUUCAGGUCAGGCCAGAGACGGUGUGUACCUCAUCCAGCCAGGUGACUCCCCCAUCGUUGCUUACUGUUCCAUGCAGGAGGGAGGCUGGACGGUGGUGCAGCAUAUCACCAUUAAUAGUAGCGUGAAUUUCGAUCGCACCUGGGCUGAAUACAAAGACGGCUUCGGGGAUGUUACUGGGGAUCACUGGCUUGGGAAUGAACACCUUCAUCAGCUCACCCGCGGCCCUGGACGCUAUAAACUAGGAGUGAAACUCGUGGACCAAGAUGCCAUCACCAAGACGGGGGAGUACGAUCCAUUCCUGGUGGAGGAUGAGUCAUCAGCAUACAGGCUGAGGCUGGGUUUGUUCGAGGGUACAGCUAUAGAUGCUCUGACCCUGGACACAGAAAACUACCUGCAUGACAAUCAGAAGUUCACCACUAAAGACAGAGACAAUGACAAUUACUUCCAAAACUGUGCCAAACUGGAGUUUCAAGGGGUUCCAGGAGGAGGUUGGUGGUACGACGCCUGCGCUGGUGCCAAUCUAAACCGCAGAAAUGUCAUCUACUGGCAAAAGGACUGCAACAAGGAGCGGCUGUGUAAAUAUGCAUGGAUGAUGGUGAGACCUUCAGACACAAUAAAACUGAUUCCAAGUGGAGACUGCAAGAAGGAUGAGCUUUAAAGGACAUCAUUCUCUCACGUUAUUUGUGCCUGGUUUUAGUUUCUUUCAAGAUUAUCUUUCCGUCAAACACCAAAAUCGGUUAUUUUCUGAUAAUAGCUCUUACGUUGGACGUUCAGUUCACCACAUUUUAUUCUGAAAUGCAUGGACAUGAUCACAAAAUACUGAAAAGAAAUCCAAACUUUAUCACAAACUUUAAACACAGUAUAAAAUUGCAGUACAGUUUUUAGCUCUAGCUUUGUUUCCACCAUGUCAAUAUGCUUGAAGCAAAGCAUCAAUUUCAUUCCACAAAUUGCAAGUGCAGACGUCUGGUUUAUCACAGUUACAAAGAAAAUUGUUUCAAGACAAUAUAGCUUAUGACACAUAGUAGUAAAAUAACUUUUGGAUCUCGUCUUCCAUCCAAUGCUCACAGAAAGAAACACCUCACAAACAAACAGCAUUUUUUGCACGGUACAAGUUUGCCAGAAAUACAAUAAGAAUAUGAUGACAUAUUGAUUCAGCUACAGUAAUUCCAAGAAAACCGACGCUGCAUUUCAAAGAAAAAGAAAAUAUCCUGAGGAUGAGAAGUAAUACAUUUUCAGAAACAUUGUGUACUGUUUCCCAUGUAAACACUGACACUGUUAGAAAGUUAGUUAUGUAGUUAGGAUUAAAUAAUUAACAGGUUUGUUUUUUGACUGUUGCUUGUAGUUUAACUCAUGUAUUAGAAAUCUAACUUUAUUUUCCAGUGGGAUUUUGUACGACAGAAAAUGCAUAACAUGUAAUGCGAAAACAAUGAUGUAAUCUGUAUUUAUUUAUCUGACAAAUAUGACAAUGGCACGCGUGAAAAGGCUUCAGUUUAUCAUCAAGUCAUAACCUUGACUUUGCAAGCAGAGUCUGACAUCAGGACGACAUGUAUUAGCCCUUCAAAAUAAAAUAGCAUUUGCUAAAUGUGCAUUGUCAAGACAAUACUAAGAGAAUUAAAGAGAUCUGCAUGUGUUGUGAUA
This is a messenger RNA of Amphiprion ocellaris (clown anemonefish), 2240 nucleotides long. RefSeq lists its product as uncharacterized. The record is from RefSeq and is a predicted model, not a curated record. The transcript is spliced from 3 exons. Bases 421 to 1260 code for a protein of 279 amino acids. NCBI's taxonomy places the organism in Eukaryota, Metazoa, Chordata, Actinopteri, Pomacentridae.